AUGCCUGAAGAACUGAGAGGGAUGUUCUGGGCUCAUAUCGGUAUCUUUGGGGGGCUGGGUAACAUUGAGGCUCUGGGAGAAAGACUAGAAAGAGAUCUCCAAUCAUUAUGCCCAGUCGGCUAUGAGAUAGGCAUAUUUGAAGCCUUUGAUCCUGCAACCCCGCCAUAUACUUCAGCAGCAGCUUUGACCUCAUCUAAUAUUUAUCUGUCCACCUACCCAGUCACGCGCGAAGAAUAUUUGGAGCACGGGUCUUCCAUCUGCCGCCGGCGGUUCGGCGGUCCAGCAUACAAUGUGCAUCCCCCCUCAUCAGUCCUUACCGGCGGUGCUGGAGUCGGAGACGAAGGCGUAGAGGGUGCAGCACUGGACGAAGACGAACAAGAAAUGAGGUACAUCAUGGGACUGGAAAGCAUCAAGGGGCGGAAGACCAAGGGCAAGAAGGGCAAGACUGGGAAAGGAAAAGAAGACGAGGAGGUCAUCAGCGGGAAUUGGGGUGGAAGGCGGCGAAGGACGAUGGGGGGCAUGUAG
Cryptococcus wingfieldii CBS 7118 is the source of this 525-nucleotide messenger RNA. RefSeq lists its product as hypothetical. The record is from RefSeq and is a predicted model, not a curated record. The coding region runs from base 1 to 525 and encodes 174 amino acids. The transcript is spliced from 3 exons. Lineage: Eukaryota; Fungi; Basidiomycota; Tremellomycetes; Tremellales; Cryptococcaceae.